CCUGUCCUGGCUCGCCCUGGCCGCUCGUCCCCGCCUCCCGGCGCAUCUCUGACCCAGGCAUCCCUUCAACCCGGCCUGCGCAGGUCUGGAGUGGCGGGACGCGGCUGUGGCGGCGGUGCCUAGCUGGUGUGGGAAGCCAAGGUAGGAAAGGCGAACUCGAGUGGGUGGUGAGAGGCCAGUCGAGUCCGUGGGAGCCUGGGAAGCUGGAGAGGAGCGAGACAGCCAGGGUGCGCUGCGCGCUCUGCGCUGCCCGGGCCGGGGCGGACGCGUGCGGUGUCUCUGAGUCCUCGGAGAGGCGCCCCAGCCCCUGCAGAGAUCUUGCUUGCCUGAGCUCCGGGACCAGGACACCCAGAGCCAGGAGGUUGGCGGAGAGGCACCCGAGAAAGAAAACACCGAUUUGGAGAGUCCGCCUAGGGGAGACACAGAGCCUGAACGGAUGGAGGAACAAUGCCGCCUCCAGAAGCAAAGCCUUUCUUGAACCUUCGCUGGAGUGUAGAGUCUGCUUUCUGCUCUGCUCUCCCUGGGCCUUGAGGCUACUUCUGGGCUUGGUUCCGCCUCUUAGUUUGACAGGAUUUAGAAAGUUGCUCUUCUUCUCUGUAACGUUUCCUGCGAAGUGGCUUUCAGAUCUGCGUGCUGGUUCGAGUCAAGAUGUCACUUUCUAGAUCCCCGCGAGGAGCGACUAAUAGAUUAUGCAUUGUUGGGCAAUAAACUCUCCGGGGAAGAGAAGGGUAGUCCACGGAAACGUUUAAUCCAGUCUCCACUGACUCCUGCCUGCCUCAGCACAAUGCCUUAAAAUCACCUGAUGGCAAGGUCUGCUCCUCUGCCUGGAUUUAUUCCCUAGAAUCUAUGAACAUUCAUGGCAUCAAAAUCAUGGAGCUUGUUCUAGUUUAAUAUAGACCCACAGUUAACUGGAUUUGAUUGCCAAGAGGGAAAUCUACAGUCAAUGGCCACUCACACCACACUGCUGCUAUGGAAAGCAGACCGGUCAAUAGGAGAUGGUCUGAUGAGUAGUGAGGAUUGAAGAUGCUGCUUCAACCUGUGGGAAAUCAAUGGGAGAUCCUUGCUGAGUGAAGGGUACCUCGAGCAUUCCUUCCCAGGCUAACAUUUGAGAAGCUGGAGGUGCAUUCUACCAUCGUUUCAAGGUUCCCAAGUGGAUACAGAUAUAUUUGCCUCACUGCACCAGAGAGCUAGACAACUAAUGUGGGACCAUGGCACGUCCCAGAAGCAUGUGGCCAAAUUAUGUUUGGAGAGCCAUGAUGGCUUGUGUGGUACACAGGGGGUUGGGUGCCCCGUUGACUCUCUGCUUGUUGGGAUGUUUGCUGCAGACUGUCCAUGUGCUCUCUCAAAAAUUGGAUGAAGUAGACCCAUUGGUUACCACUAACUUUGGCAAGAUAAGAGGAAUUAAGAAAGAACUCAAUAAUGAAAUUUUGGGGCCUGUCAUUCAGUUUCUUGGGGUUCCAUAUGCUGCUCCACCAACAGGUGAACAUCGUUUUCAGCCUCCAGAACCACCAUCUCCCUGGUCUGAUAUCCGGAAUGCUACUCAAUUUGCUCCUGUAUGUCCCCAGAAUAUCAUUGAUGGCAGAUUGCCUGAAGUUAUGCUUCCUGUUUGGUUCACUAAUAACUUGGAUGUGGUAUCAUCAUAUGUACAAGACCAGAGUGAAGACUGCCUAUACUUAAACAUCUAUGUCCCAACUGAAGAUGAUAUUCGGGACAGUGGGGGUCCAAAGCCAGUGAUGGUGUACAUUCAUGGUGGCUCUUACAUGGAAGGCACUGGAAAUCUAUAUGAUGGGAGUGUCUUGGCAAGCUAUGGCAACGUGAUCGUCAUCACAGUCAACUAUCGGCUUGGGGUACUUGGUUUCUUGAGCACAGGGGAUCAGGCUGCCAAAGGAAACUACGGGCUCCUCGACCUCAUCCAGGCCCUAAGAUGGACUAGCGAGAACAUUGGGUUCUUUGGUGGUGAUCCCUUGCGAAUUACUGUGUUUGGAUCAGGCGCUGGGGGCUCAUGUGUCAACCUGCUGACUUUAUCCCAUUAUUCUGAAGGUAACCGUUGGAGCAAUUCAACCAAAGGACUUUUUCAACGAGCAAUAGCUCAGAGUGGAACAGCCCUUUCCAGCUGGGCUGUUAGUUUCCAGCCUGCAAAAUAUGCUCGAAUGUUAGCCACAAAGGUCGGCUGCAAUGUGUCAGAUACAGUGGAGUUAGUGGAAUGCCUACAGAAGAAGCCUUACAAAGAACUUGUCGAUCAAGAUGUACAACCAGCCCGAUACCACAUAGCCUUUGGACCUGUGAUCGAUGGUGAUGUGAUUCCAGAUGAUCCUCAGAUACUCAUGGAACAAGGAGAGUUCCUCAACUAUGACAUCAUGUUAGGAGUUAACCAAGGGGAAGGGUUGAAGUUUGUUGAAAAUAUAGUAGAUAGUGAUGAUGGUAUAUCAGCCAGUGAUUUUGACUUUGCUGUUUCUAAUUUUGUUGAUAAUUUAUAUGGCUAUCCUGAAGGGAAAGAUGUUUUGAGAGAAACCAUAAAAUUCAUGUAUACUGACUGGGCUGAUCGUCAUAACCCCGAAACCAGAAGGAAGACGUUGUUGGCGUUGUUUACAGACCAUCAGUGGGUAGCACCUGCUGUGGCUACAGCAGACCUUCACUCAAACUUUGGUUCACCUACGUACUUCUAUGCCUUCUAUCAUCAUUGCCAAACAGAUCAAGUUCCAGCUUGGGCUGAUGCAGCUCAUGGAGACGAGGUUCCCUAUGUGCUGGGGAUCCCCAUGGUUGGCCCGACAGAGUUAUUUCCUUGCAAUUUCUCCAAGAAUGAUGUGAUGCUGAGUGCAGUAGUAAUGACAUAUUGGACGAAUUUUGCUAAAACGGGUGAUCCAAAUCAACCAGUUCCUCAAGAUACAAAAUUCAUUCAUACCAAGCCCAACCGCUUUGAAGAAGUAGCAUGGACCAGAUAUUCCCAGAAAGACCAACUUUAUCUCCACAUUGGCUUAAAACCAAGAGUCAAAGAGCAUUACAGAGCCAAUAAGGUAAAUCUCUGGUUGGAGCUGGUACCGCAUCUGCAUAAUCUCAAUGACAUUUCUCAGUAUACCUCGACAACAACGAAAGUGCCAUCCACAGACAUCACUCUCAGACCGACCAGGAAAAAUUCCACACCUGUCACGUCAGCUUUUCCUACUGCCAAACAGGAAGAUCCCAAACAGCAACCGAGUCCCUUCUCAGUGGAUCAGAGGGACUACUCCACAGAGCUGAGUGUCACCAUCGCCGUGGGGGCGUCUCUGCUGUUUCUGAACAUCUUGGCUUUCGCUGCCCUGUACUACAAGAAGGAUAAGCGGAGACACGAUGUCCACCGGAGGUGUAGCCCUCAGCGCACAGCCACCAACGACCUGACCCAUGCUCCAGAAGAGGAAAUCAUGUCCCUUCAAAUGAAGCACACUGACUUGGAUCAUGAGUGUGAGUCCAUCCAUCCACACGAGGUGGUUCUUCGGACCGCCUGCCCCCCAGAUUAUACCCUAGCAAUGAGGAGGUCACCUGAUGAUGUUCCUUUAAUGACACCAAACACUAUCACAAUGAUUCCCAACACUAUACCAGGGAUUCAGCCCUUACACACAUUCAACACAUUUACUGGAGGACAGAACAAUACACUGCCCCAUCCCCACCCCCACCCCCAUUCACAUUCAACAACCAGGGUAUAGCCAGAUGAGAGAGACAAACUGCUUUUUUUUCUGAUGGAGUGCAGUAAAGAUUAUUGAAGAUUCCUUGGCUUUCAACUUGGAAGACUCUCACUAUUUAAUUAAGGAGGAAUAUUAUGUGAAUAUACAUAUCAAGAACUUUGGGGGUUUUGAGAAAUGAAUUGUAUAUAGAUAUACACACAAAUCAACUUUAAAAAAACAAAUUUCAAUUGCUUGAAGCAAUUGUUCUGAAUGAUACUUUUUCAUUCACAUUCAAGAAUUAAUUUGUUGAAGAUUUAAGUUACAUACUGGAGUUAGGCAUGUGGAACACCAAACAGGAAAGUACUGUGUCUGAAAUACCUAAAAAAAAAAAAAAAAAAAAAAAAAAAAAAAAAAAAAAAAAAAAAAAAAGGAAAAGAAACGAAAAUCAACUAUGAAUAUGCACAAGGGACACACCAAUGGAAUGUCAGAUAAUUUUCGUCAGUUUUCAUUUGGAGCCCUUUUAUUGUGUAGACCAUAUUUGCAUAAGUACACAGAGCACCGAUGCUGUUAAUGACAUAGCAAAGGCUCAUGCUGAAUAUUGCCAGUAAAACAAAGAAGUCUACAGACUGGCAGGUACAACAUUAUCACAUAAGUGCUGUCAGUACUAAGUCGUGGGGAUCAAGGAGACUGGAUAUUUUUAGCACGAUGUGCAUGAUAAUUUAUAUGCUUGGUGGCUGUGCUGCUGAUUAAGACGUAAUUAAAAUUCUUCUCAUCCCAUUGGAGUUUUUAAUAGGAACUUCCUCCAUCAAUUGGCAGAACCUAAAGAAGAUUUUAUAAGGGGCAAAAGUAAUUACAAUAAAAUAAUUUGCAGUAGUUUCGAUAAUAGAGGGAAUAGUUAUUAAAGUCUAUGGAGAAACUAUAGGUACAGAGGUGAAUACUCACUGAUAUGAGUCCCAGAAAAUUUCCUUUGAGUUUAAUGUUCUUUUCAUACCCAUAGAAGUAAUUUAUAGAAAUACACUCUAAUUGGACACGUGUUAGCUGCAGAUCUAUAAUUUGCUGCGGGUUUGUUACUCUGAAGUUUGUCCCUUUAGGUCAGGUGAAGUGCCACAGUUUUCAGGGUGUAAGGAUGCCCCAAUAGUACCGCUCUGAUUACAGUCCUCAGUUAAUUGAUUUACUCAUGUUGCAUGGCAAAAUGUUUACUACUACUAAUUCAAGAUCAAGUUCAGUCCCCUUCACACUGCUUCUCUUUCUCACGGAGGUUCACCUGAAUUUCCUCAUGAGAUCUCAGUAGAGGACAACAUAGGUGCAGAAGCUAGGGCAGUCAACAGCUGGAGGGUUCAUCUUUCACACAUGUGCAAUUUCAGAUGAAUUAUCUAAGACCACAGGAAACUCUGAAACCCUGUUGUUUACCAGUAAUAUCAGUAUACCACAGACCUUUCCAAAUGUUUGUAUAUGUAAUCAGAUGUACAUUUAUAUUAAAGAUGAGAUGGACUUAAAGAGCACAUCCUGAUAAAAUGAUUUCUCUCUUAUCUGUACUAUAUUUCUAUUAGACUAAAGUUAUGUGAUUUUUUUUUACCUUUUUUCAGAUGACUAGCAAUUUUGAUAGUUUGUAAGAUAACGCAAAGGACUUUCUCUGACUAACUGAAGUAACAAAAACCUUUCUUUCCAGCUACCCUUUUUCAAGAAUUGAAAGCUUAUUAUACAAAAGAAAACACUUGUAUACUACUUGAUGGGAAGGACUUUGUGUAUCUAUCUCGACCACGUCAGUGGUCCCUGGGGGAAUAAAGGUAAUCUGGAUAAUGACAAUUAGACAACUGCUAAGAGACAUGGUCUUUGUCAUUAAAAAGCUAAAAUGUUUGUUGUUGUUUUGUCUUUUGUUUUUCCAAAAAAGAAUUCUAAAACAAAAGAAACAAGAGUGUCUCAGAGUCAUUUUUCUAGAACGGUCUGGGUUUGGAAGACAUCUAGGCAACUGCAGAAAACAUAGCUGUGUUCUGAAAAGCAGGUCUCCUUUCAAAUGAGACUCCAAAAACUUCAGUGCCACUAGCUUAGAAAUCCCAUUACCUGUGUGAUUUUAAAUACCCUUCCCCAAGGCACCAUAUAAACAUGGCGCCCAUUGCUUUUACUUAAAAACACAAGCUCUUACGUUGCUCACCAGGGGAAAAAUCUACCGGAAAAGAGAAAUAAAGGUGAAAUAUUUCAUGAAGUAAGCUAUCUCUGCUCAUAAUACAGAGUGGUUAGAUGAGGAUACAUUUAAAAAGUGCUCUCCUUCAAGAGAAUUUGCAAGUGCUAAGAAAGAUAUUGACCUAACACUAAAAGAUAAAAAUCUACUUCAAGAAACUUAUAUGAUUAUAGCUUCUACUCCAAAGUACUAAAUAUCAAUAAAAUGUUAAGAAUUGUUCCACUUAACAUACCGUCUCUGUCAUAAGCAAAGUCUGCAACAUCCAGAGUAGUCUACUCGGCAUUGUUGACUGAGCUGAUCACGCUUUAGACUUUGAGCUGCCCCUGCAAACGAAUGAGAAGAGCUGGGUAGCAGCUGAAGCACUCUUUAGUCAUCAGACUGACUUGCACUGUAUUAAGCAAACGGUGUGAUCAGAAACAGAAGCGACAGCAUAUAAAUUGUGAAUGGCGACUUUCAUGGUCAUUAAUUCCUUCAUCCCGUGACGUCUCAGUGGUUGUUCUGUUUCUAUCUUGUUAUGAAAACAUACUACAUUUCUCUAGUGUCUACUUUUUGACAGGACAGUUUCUGCUCAGUGUUCAUUUAGGGGAAUAUUUUAGAAAAUAGACCACAGCCUGAUUGUCUUCUGGAACUGAAGGCAAACAAAGCAAUCGGUUUUGGGGCCUGCCCUCUAGGGUGUGGCUAAGGGAUUGGGAAACAGUGUGAGCAGCUAGUGGGGUUUGUUUUUACAAACUCUGGCUUCCAGAACAUAAAAUGAUGUCUUGUAUUAACUGUCUGCAAAGCUGAAAUAUAGUUUUAAAUAAAAACAAACAUUUGGCAUUUUUAUUCAGUUUUACCUAUUGUGUUUGAUUGUAUUUAUCUAGAAGAUAAUUUCCCUGGGGUGUGGGUAAAAAAAAUACUAAAUUAAAGAAAUAUUUUAGCAUUAUUAAUUCAGAUUCUCUUAAUUGAAAUUAAAUAGCAACAAAACAAGUACGGGACUGUGAGAACUCAGAAAGACGUCAAGGCAAAAUAAACUUGUUUGGCAUUUUGUUUCUCUAUAAUUUUGCCAACAUUCAUCAAAAGAUUUAUGUUGCUUUCAAAAUGUGGAGAUGCCAGAUUUAAUAGUUAAAAUGUCAUUAAAUAACAUGUAAUGUUGAAUGUGGAUAAAAUCUAGUUUGCUAUAAAUAUCUAAUAAAUUUGAACACUACCAUUUAUGUCAUUUGGAAUAUAAUUUUCUGAAUCAUCACAAAUAUCCAAUUUAGAGACAUUUUUAGCUCAAAGCAGAAAUUAUGUAAUUCAUUUUAAAUCUAAAAGUUGAUCCAGCACAUACUUUAGUGAAGACAUUUGACACAUAGGAAAGGAAAAAAUAAUAGCAACACAAACUUUAAAAGAAUUUCUAAGGAGUCAAAGUGCACAGUGUUAUUCUGUUACCCAUGUGGGAUGCCUAUCUUCAAAUUCUCUACCUGUACUUCCAACAGUAAUGAUUUCACUGGUUGGUAUAGUCAGCCUGACAUGCAUAUAAACAUUCAGAAAGAAGACAGACAAUGGGGCAACUACCCCAACCUUACAAGAGUUGAAGCUUCAGAAACACUGGUGUCUUUUCUUUGGCAAGUCUCACUGAAGUAUUUUCACACAGCCAGAUGAUGAAUGGGAUGAAUGGAAUUCCUCGGAUGCUGUCAAUUACCAUGACAGUCCUUUGAUGCUUGUAAUUUUGUUUACUUCUGUGUGAUUGGUUCAAACUACUGGCCUUUAAUUCCCAGUAAUUAGCUGCUAUAGACUAUCACUUUUUAAUGUGAGUGAAAAUUUGAUAAUUUGGUUAUACUUGCUCCCACAUAAAUUUAAUUAAUGAGCACAUCCCUGCUGAGAUUUUGUUAUCAUCCAUUUAAUUAUCUUGCCAAGUUGUCUUCAUUUCUUGGUCACUAUAGUAAGGGGAGGUCUCCUGCACUGGGCAUGUGAACAAUAAAAACUCCAGAUUUUCCUUAAAACUCGAACUUUCCAACUGAUGUAAAACAUCAUUGGGCUGACUUGACUCUUUCCUUUAAAUUAUGGUUUGGUUUUAAUCUAACACUUAGCUGUAUUUUUAAGUCAGAAAUAAAUUCUACUUGUUUAUCAUUACACAAACACAAACUGUAAAAACCUUGUACAGCUUUUAAGUGACUUUUCUUUCUGGUGUUUUAUUUAGAAAAUAUCAUUUUGUUUUUAAAUUUGUACUUUCUGGUAAUAUCAUUUAAAGGAUAA
Messenger RNA from Microtus oregoni (creeping vole), 8031 nucleotides. It is a transcript of the gene Nlgn1, whose product is annotated as neuroligin 1. The transcript has 7 exons. Gene Ontology annotation, molecular function: neurexin family protein binding; signaling receptor activity. The record is from RefSeq and is a predicted model, not a curated record. Gene Ontology annotation, biological process: neuron cell-cell adhesion; postsynaptic membrane assembly; modulation of chemical synaptic transmission. Bases 1209 to 3680 code for a protein of 823 amino acids. Gene Ontology annotation, cellular component: synapse; postsynaptic specialization membrane; cell surface. Lineage: Eukaryota; Metazoa; Chordata; Mammalia; Rodentia; Cricetidae.